Molecule: messenger RNA, 2004 nt
Organism: Phytomonas sp. Hart1
Lineage: Eukaryota; Euglenozoa; Kinetoplastea; Trypanosomatida; Trypanosomatidae
Source: the annotation of a GenBank genome assembly
AUGUCCGCCACAGAGAAUCAACCUUGUAACUUGAUGUUGAAGGAAAUUCGACGUGAGGUUGCGAUUCCUCACGUUAGUUUGGGUUAUACAGAACCCCGAUCCCCACUUUCCGAUUCUUUGGAUGAAUGGAAUGCAUCUUUGCAGUCUCUUCCGGAGGACUACGGCACCUCCGCAAACCCGCGCCGCGCCGUUCCUGCCGAAAUUGAUGAUGUCGAGCGAGAGCUGGCAGGGGAUGAAGUUCAGGUUACAUUUCACUUUUCAACUUCGUUCAUGGAAAAAGGCGGCUUCGCAAAGAAGAUAGCCGAACAGGAUGGGAAGCUUACCCUCACUCACAGAUUCUACAUGGGCCAGAGCAUUGAGCAUCUCAAGUUUUUUUUAUAUAAAUAUUAUGGUAUACCGUACGAGAAGAUUUCGUUAUAUAUUGGAAAACUGUUAUUAAUGGAUCCACUGUCCCUUAGCGACUUGCCUUUCAAAGUGAAUGAGGAUAACAGUAUUACGGUGGUUUUUACGGAGUAAUUUUUAUAAAUUUAUUCAGCCUUUCUCUUUCACUUUCCCUAAUCAGGAUAUUGAAAAUAGAAUAUAUGAAAAACGGUAAUAAAAAUGUGCUUGGUACCAUUUUUGUGCAGCUUUUGUUGUUAGAUUUUGCUCCUUUUAUUUCUGACGAUACAUUUGCUUUGAAAUUAUGAUUAUUCCACUUUCAAAUCUAUUGACUUAAAAUGGUGAUUAAGGAUUCCAUAAUUCUGCCUGCUGUUGCGUGGAUGGUAAAUUAUUCUUAAUAUUAACUUUCCUUAGCAUGCCUUGUUAGUUCAAUAUUCUAGUCCUAUAAUUUAGCUUCUUUAAGGAGUUAAGUGAAGGAUAUAAGAUCGAAGUACCGAUUCUAACAAGGAAUGUUAUAACAAUUCCCUUUUGCUAUUAAAUAGGACAAAAUCCAAGGUAUACAUACAACUCGCUAAGUUAUUUUUACUUUUGUGCGUUUUUUUAAUUUGUUUCUUUAGCCAGUUUCGAAUUACUAUUAUUAUUAUGUAAAUUUACUUUGGUUUCCUGUUUACACACUGAUGAAUAUUUACUCAACUAAGAACUACUGUGCUUCUUAUUAAUUUGUUGUACUCAUGAAAUAUUAUGUGUGUGAAGUAUGCAUGUCGUUUUUAUGCAUAUUACGGAUAUAAUAGUUGAGUCAAAUUUCGGAAGGUAAAGCUCUUGCUUAGUGAAAAAGUUCAAGUAAUUUAAACUGUGUUAAAACAACGCAAAGUGGAUAACUGUAGGCCUUAGUCAGUCUAUCUCUUACUUUUCAACUAGAGCUGCACAGUGCAUUUUUAUCUUUAGAAUUAUACUAUAACUUUGGCUCCUUUUUUAGCAAGUUUCUUGCACAAACAUAUAAAACCGAAGGAAAGUCUUAUAGACAGAACUGAAUUCACACUGUCUAAAAGCCUAACUAGGUACAGAAGCUUGGAUCUGGGUAACUCAAGCUCAAAGAGGCAGCAGCAUUGAAAUGCUUCAUGUUAGACUAAGUGGUUUUAUUACAGGCUUUUUUAUCACUAUAGUAGCAUAUUAUCGUUAUUUUGCGAUACCUUUAAUUGAUACACAUAGAGUGCAAUGUCGUAAGCUGGAAGCUAUCGAUGAUCAGUUGCGGAAGUCUCUUAAGGAGACACUUGAAGUUUCUUUGACCGGGUUUCAGCAUAGCUUGAGUGACGAUACCCCUAUUUCUCCUGUUUUGGAUUCAUUUGAACAGAAAUCGGUGCCUUUUGUUAGCCAGAAGAAUGUAGCUAAGCCAAAUUUCUUGUGAUGUAAUUACCGGAGGAAGUGAGUUAAUCCCAAUUACAAGCAUGCAACAAAUCUAGGUCUAUCAAUUCGGGUUUGGGUGCGGCAUGAAAUCGAUUGUUUUCUUGGUUUAUUUACUUGUUUUGACAUGCAUGCUUCAACGUGUAUGAACUAAUUUUGUUAUGCGUGAACGCGCGCAUACGAUAUUACCCAACUCUGACCUUUUCUAUAAAGGUAAUAGAUAAA